AUAAAUACACAAGAUGGAGGACUCCAGCAGCAGCAAGCCGGUCAUGGUGACGUCCUCUCUGAACUUCAAAGUCACCACCCCGUCCUUCUACAACCAGCCAAAGAAGUUUGCCUCUGUGGCACCACCACGGCCCAAAAGUCUGACACCUCCCUCCGCUCCAUCACCGACACCAGUGGGCACAGCUGUGAUUGGUCGAGUGGGAGAUCUGCCUCCACCGCCCCCUUCGCUCUGUGAUGACUUCCCACCUCCCCCUCCUCCUCCUCCUCCUCUGGAUGAUGAUUUGCCAGCCCCUCCCCCCGAAUGCCAAACCAUACCCUCUGCCUUUGAGGCCCCCCCUCCUGCCUUUCCCGCUCCACCUCCAGUAGCAGAUGACCUGCCCCUCCCAGCUCCCCCUGAGGAGAGUGAGUGUCCGCCCUCCUUUCCGUCUCCCCCACCACCUCCACCUCUCCCUGUCUCCGGUACCAGUAUUCCCAAUGCUGCUGGAAACCCACAGAGACUGGUGGAGAAGCAGACGAGCUUCGAUAAACAGCUUGACUCUCUCACUGACUUGCUGUCUGAGAUGGAGACCAGGGGACCUCAUAACCCUAAGUUACCGAGCAGUAUUCAGUAUUCUCCAGCACCAGCACCCAAGCCUUCAGCUCCUCCCCCGACCGCUCCUAAACCAGCUCUCUCCUUCCUCCCACCCCCUGAGAUGGGAGACCGGCCGCCACCAGCACCCUGGGCAGAAGAACUCAAAGCCAGAACAAACCGACAAGCCAAUCACAACUCUGCCCCAAACUCUGCUCCUCAGCCGUUUGCGAAAGCCCCGGCUGUGGCCCCAAAGUCUGGUUUCGGGGGGAGAACGGCAACGUCAUCAACCUCUCUGGCCCAAAAACUGAACCAGAACCUGAACCAGAACACCACCCCAGUCAGUGUUGCACCAAAACCUUCCCCUCCACCUGCCACCAGCUCUUUUCCUCCACCCCCUGUAGCUCCCCCUGCACCUCCUACCUUACCAAACAAUAUGGCAGCUGCCCCGGCCUCCAACCACAUCAAGAGUUCCCCCUUUGCCAGUCAGGUGAAUGCAAACCAGAACCCUCCGUCUGCGACGCCUCCGCCUCAACCCAAGAUGAUGGCAUCUCUCCCGUCCUCGAUUAACCAGCCAAUGAAAACACCUUCUGCAUCAACACCUUCAUCCCCUGGCCCAGUUCCUAUCCCAGGUGGAGGUGUUCCUCUGAAUAUGAGGGAAUUGGAGGUGCUGGAGAAAAUGACCAAGGACUUCAUUAAAGACAUGGACACACACGCACCGGUCAUCACCUCCUCUUCUUCAGAGGUCUGUGGGAAGUGUGGCGAGGCUCUGUCCCGCACCCAGCCCGCAGUGAGGGCCAUGGACAAACUCUUCCACUCCAACUGCUUCUGUUGCAUGAGCUGUCAUCGCCCCCUGCAGGGCAUGCAGUUCUAUGACAGGGAUGGAGCGCCUCAGUGUGAGGACUGCUACACGAGUUCCCUGACCGUGUGUUCCCGGUGCGGGGAGAAGAUCACCGACCGGGUGCUGAAGGCCGUGGGCCAGUGUUUCCACUCCCACUGUUUCCGCUGCAGCACCUGUUCCUGCACACUCGAGGGGGCGCCCUUCAUCACGGAUGACAACAACAACCCCUACUGUGUCCAGGACUACCACAGGCGUUUCUCCCCUCUGUGUGUGAGCUGCAAUGAACCCAUCAUUCCAGCCCAGGGCAGCGAGGAGACCGUCAGAGUCGUGGCUCUCGAAAAGAACUUCCACCUUAAGUGUUACCGUUGUGAGGAUUGUGCUCGCCCUCUCUCCAUAGAAGCGGAUGAAAAUGGCUGCUAUCCAUUUGAUGGUAGGAUCCUGUGUAUGAAGUGCCACACCCAGCGAGCCAAGCAAGCUGCGCAGUGAUUGGCUGAAGCGACGUGACUCAGAUUAACUAUGAACCAAAAGCACAGGAUUCAUUCAGCUGUUGUUUGGCCUUUGCAACAGGGCUGUAUUCAGUAUAUGUGCGCAGGUGUGAGUGUGAAUGUGUGGAAAGGUAUGUCUGCAUGCUAAUACAGUGUUGUGUUCCUCGUCUGUGUUCACUUCAGUGCAGAAGUAAUGUACUGCAUUGAAAUAAACUCUCCUCAUCUUUCAUUCCCAAUCUCAAACUCUCCAAUCUUCAUCUAGUCCUCUUUAUGGACUAGAACGUGUUUUUUUUUGGUGCCAUUUCUAUGUUUACGCUUAAAUCUCCAGCAUAACUUGCACAAGAGUAGUUUGGGCAAAAGAUCAGUCUGAUGAAUAUAAAGUUGCCUUUCUUUGUCUCUUGCCUCAAUCUUGUUAGUAGCACCAUACACUGAGAUAUGUCCAUCUGAAGACUGGCUGGUCUGUUUCCCUGUGAGCAUUGUAGCUCCAGCAAUGAUACGGAGGCGGAUUGUUACCAUAGGUUGAGGAGAACCAGAGCGCUCCCAUUUGACCACUCUGGCUGUUGGUAGAGCAUAUCUUUAACGCUUUGGCAGGAGUUGUGCCUGCAAGCAUGGUUAAUUAUGCUUUCCUGCCUAGAAAGGGCUUUAUACCCGUCAACUACAGCAUUUUAAAGUCAUCUAGGGCGAAAUGUUGACUGCAGGAAAAACUAUAAAACCAGUAAAUGUUGCUCUUAGUUUUUUUGUGAUGUGAAUUUUAUCAUUUACAGGCAUGCUUAGAAAUAUGUCUUGUUGCUCUCUCUCUCCUUUGAUCAUACAGACAGUAUGCGGGCAAGAUUAGAAGAAAAAUCAGCCAUUUUCGUCUCAAAUGGUUUGGAUCUCACUGUAUUUUAAGACGCAUGCUUUUUGGAUGCACACGUUUUGACGAGCACAGAUUUCAUUCCAGGGAUUAUAAAUGCCAGCUGCAUAGCUGAACGGAGGACCUAUCGCGUGACCGUUGCACAGGUCCAUAGUGAAAUAAAAUAGACUUUAAGUGUCACUUUGACUCUAAAGCCCCCCCCCCCCGCACAUGAUCAAUUUUGUAUUAGACACCAUUGAGAAACAUGAUAGUAGCUUUUGAUAUGCAUCUCCUUGGAAUCUCUUGCUUAAAAUAAUAUAAUUGAUGGACAUUUUUGUAUUAUUAUAAAGUAGUAAGGUUAUACUGUAUGUGUGCCAGUGCUACAAUAACUUAAAGCAGGAUAAUAGACCAGUAGAGGCAAUAGCUUAGUUUUAAAUAACAGAUGUUACAAAAUAGUUGACCAAAUAAUUCAACGCUGUUGGCAGGAUUAAGGUUAAUAAAACAGUUGCAUGAGUUUACAUUUUUUGACUCCACUUUUGUGUUUAAGCCCAGUUUUCUUGCUCUUGAUCCAUUCUAUUAUUCCAGUAAAUACCACUAUUCUUUCUAUUAUUCCUCUUUUGUGCUUAAGUCUGAUCACGUUGGUUAUAUAGUAUUUUAGACUUAUCUUACUGUACUGUAUUUCGUUGAUAAAUGCUUACAAUUGUUUUCAUUCUGAACCUGGAGAUGUGUCUUCUCCACUAUUGUAUCCCGUUGUUCCUUUAACAUUGAGCCUUGUUGCAGCUACAGAAAUUCAUUCCACAAUAAAGCGGUUGUAUCUUGUGCUUGCAUUGAGCCUGGUGCACUAUCACCGGAACGACUAACAUGGCAACAGGUAUUCAGCAUUGCAUGUGAUCUGUGUAAGUGGUGGUGGCAUUUCUUCUAGCAUUAUGUCUUUUUGUUUGCACCAACUACUCCACCUUCGUGGCUCUGCCUUCGUCGUCACUAUGUGAUUUUAAACGUGUGAUGAUGCCUUCACAGUUGCAUUUAUCUGGCGUUGUGUUAUGUCCUAUUGUAAUACAUGCGGAUGCCUUGUCUUUUAAUAUAACUUUUUUAUAAAUUCCUGUUUGAUUUGUGUGUAUAUGUUUAAAACAUUAUUUAGCCCCACCCCAUCCCCUUUGGCUGUAUUAAAUAAAUAAAUAGAACGAUAAAUACCAAA
Molecule: messenger RNA, 3920 nt
Organism: Pseudoliparis swirei
Lineage: Eukaryota; Metazoa; Chordata; Actinopteri; Perciformes; Liparidae
Gene: zyx
Product: zyxin
Exons: 9
Coding region: 14-1894 (626 amino acids)
Biological process (GO): integrin-mediated signaling pathway; transforming growth factor beta receptor signaling pathway
Source: RefSeq, a predicted model, not a curated record